Molecule: messenger RNA, 1983 nt
Organism: Microthlaspi erraticum
Lineage: Eukaryota; Viridiplantae; Streptophyta; Magnoliopsida; Brassicales; Brassicaceae
Source: the annotation of a GenBank genome assembly
AUGAAUUUCCGAAGCAAAAUCUCUGCUCUCAAAGAAGACAUCAUAGUCGAGCACCUACUUCGCAGCCAUGAUCCAGACGGUCGCUGGCUUGAUUCCGAAACGCUGCUUCAAGAAGUCGAAACCAUCUUGAGCUUUGUUCUGCAAAACAAUGUGAGCUCGCCACUACAUUUUCAGGUUCCUAAGCCGCUUCUGGCAGAGAAUUUCAUGAGCAACAUUGAAGUUUUUGAAUCCAAGGAAACACUACCUUACGCUAUCUCCAGAAUCUCCGUUCAGAUGCUUUGUCCAUGCAAGGGGGAAACUGAGAUCCAAACAAGAACAAUGGUUUUGUUCGAUCAUCUGAAAGAAUACAGAUGGGAUGCAAAAGCUGUGAUAAUACUAGGAGCUCUUGCUGCAACAUACGGAGGACUAUUGCUACCGAUUCAUCUAGCCUUAAGCGAUCCAGUCGCAUCAUCAAUUGCAACACUUAACCAGUUACCUACCGAGAGAACCAAGUUCAGACCGUGGCUAAACUCUCUAAGCUUGCUCGUAAAAGCUAUGGUGGACGUAACUAAAUGCAUCAUCGAAUUCGAAAGGCUCCCAUUUAAACAAGCGAAGCUACAAGACAACAACACUGUGGGAGAAACCAUGUCUAACAUCUAUCUAGCUACUUACCGAGUUAUCAAAAGUUCACUUGCGUGCAUGCAGCAGAUUCCUUACUUCAAGCAAAUCCAGCAGGAAUUCUCUGAAAUACUCAGGCAACGGAAACAAGAAGAGCAGCAGGAGAACUUUCGAGCUUGGGAUAUCAAGGAAGAAAUCUAUCAAAGGCUUAGAAACAUGAACACAGAGGCUCAUCAAGACAACCAAGAAGCACUCCAACUACUUUUUUCUCUACAUGAUGAUUUGCUACUUCAACAAUACUCAAGACAGAUGGAUAUAACUGAGCUGAAAGAUAAAGUAAUACUACUGCUACUAUCAAAGCCAGAACUCUUACCCAUAGAGCCAUUUCACUUCCUGCUUCAACAGCUAUACGAUCAUCCAUCCAGCAACACAGAGCAAGACUACGAAAUCUUAUGGAUUCCAAUACCAACGUCCCGAAAAUGGACACACUACGAGCAGGAAACGUUCACUUUCUUCUCCAAUUCCUUACCAUGGAUCUCAGUAAGGCGGCCAUGGUUGAUGAGCUCAACAGUGCUGGACUUUUUAAGAGAAGAAUGGCCGUAUAGAGAUGGCGAGACAAUGGUGGUGGUGAUGGAUCCUAACGGGAAGGUUGUGAACAUGAACGCCAUGGACAUGGUGUUGAUCUGGGGUGUGAGAGCAUAUCCGUUUUCAGUUUCCAGAGAAGAUGAGCUUUGGGAGGAAGAAGAUGGAUGGUCCUUGAAGCUCUUGCUUGACGGAAUUCAUCCUGCAUUUGAUACAUGGGUGAAAGAAGGGAGAGAGAUCUGCAUAAUCGCAAGCGAAGAUUCGGAUUGGGUGGAAGAGAUCAAGUCUCUAGCACGGAAGCUUCAAAAUCAAGGGUUCUUCGAGUUCGAGCUGAUUUACCUCAGUAAACGAACGAUAACCUCUGCAUCAUCAGCCGCCAUGGAAGAGAGCUCGAUCUUGUUCAGUCCAGCUAUACAACAGCUCUUCUGGCUCCGAUUGGAAAGCAUCGAACGAUCUAAGCUCAAGCGAAUUGAAUCGUCGAAACCCGAUCGGAUGCUUGAACAAGUCACCGAGCUACUUGACUUCGACUACAGUAAACAGAAAGGAUGGGCCGUAAUCGGAAAGGGAUCAACGGCGGAGAAAAUCGUCGGAGAGAAGCUGACGGAGGCGAUGAGGCGAGUUUUACGGUGGGGAGAGUACGCGUCGGGGAUGAGUUUCACGGAGGCGAUUCAAAUCGCGGAGGAGAAGCCGUGUGAAUUGAGUCACACGGUGGUUGUUCCGUUUGAGGAAGGUUCGUCGACGGUGAGAGUUGUCACGUGCGAGAAAUGCAAAAGGCCCAUGAAGAAGUUUAUCGCCUAUCAGUAA